UUACAGCACUGGCCAUUCCUGAGAGUUGGGCAUUUUUUUGACAAUCAUGAAGACGAGCCAUCUCCUCUAAUAUGCAAUCCAGCAACCCUAAAACUGAGGAUGACUCUGUUAAUCUACCCUCGACCUCUGGUAACACUGAACCCUCAUCCAACACUCAACUGGCUCCUAAGAAGAAUCUACCCCCUCCGCCAAUCAAGGUUAUGACACUGGCCAUUCCUGAGAGUUAGGCAUUUUUUUGACAAUCAUGAAGACGAGCCAUCUCCUCUAAUAUGCAAUCCAGCAACCCUAUAACUGAGGAUGACUCUGUUAAUCUACCCUCGACCUCUGGUAACACUCAACCCUCAUCCAACACUCAACUGGCUCCUAAGAAGAAUCUACCCCCUCCGCCAAUCAAGCGUUUCUCCAAUGGAAAUUAACAAUGAGAUUGCCUCAUCUUCAAAUGUUGAAAAUCCAGUUAAGGAAACGAUUGUGAAUAAUAAUAGCUCCAACCCUCAGGUACCUAAAAAUAAUAAUAAUAAUAAUAAUAAUAAUAAUAAAAAAAAUCAAGUGCCUCUGGAAAUUGGACAAAGUAAUAAUUGUGCCAAUUAUUAUUGGAGCAACGGGGGAGAUUCCUGAGAAGUUGUUUGAUAGUCUUAGGAAGAUCAACCUUAGAGAGAAGCUAAAUCAACAAUUGCAGAAAGCAGCUUUGCCAGGGAGCUGCAGGAUUGUGAGGUGAGUUCUGGGUGAUGGAUAGUUACCACCAACCGAUAGAUUAACCUGCAUUUUAAACUUCAACUUUUAAUUUCUACCCCAACUUUAAAGUUUUAACUCCAAUUUUAAAGUUUUAACCCCAAUUUUAAGUUUUUUACUCCAAUUUUAAAGUUUUAGUCCCAAUUUUAAAUUUUGUACUUCAAUUUUAAAGUUUUAAUCCCAAUUUUAAAGUUUUAAUCCCAAUUUUUAAUUUUUACUUCAAUU
This is a messenger RNA of Bemisia tabaci, 954 nucleotides long. NCBI's taxonomy places the organism in Eukaryota, Metazoa, Arthropoda, Insecta, Hemiptera, Aleyrodidae. The record is from RefSeq and is a predicted model, not a curated record.